UAUGGGGAUUACGUUGUUUUUCUUCUUCUGCCAUCAUCACACAAAGUUUUCCUUGAUCAGAGUGAAAAAUAUCGUAGUUUUAGCAGGUUUUCCCGGAGAAGAAUGGACAGUCAGGCACCUUCUGAUGGUUACCUGCUAGAAGUGAUUGACAACACCUGGCGUCAAGACGAGCUACCGCACGAUCAAAUUGUCGUUCCCGUUGAGAAUCUUCCGGAUCUGGAAGCAGACAAUGGGGAUUCACAUCUAACGCUCAAGGAACAGGAGCAAAAGUGGAAUGAUCUUGCGUUGAGUUCACUUGCACCAGAAUUGGCGCUCACAGAUCAGAAUAUUGGUGGCAUCUGAGCCACACCCACCAGUGAAUCACUUUUUGUUUUC
Lutzomyia longipalpis is the source of this 375-nucleotide messenger RNA. RefSeq names its product anaphase-promoting complex subunit 13. Gene Ontology annotation, biological process: protein K11-linked ubiquitination. Bases 103 to 342 code for a protein of 79 amino acids. Gene Ontology annotation, cellular component: anaphase-promoting complex. The record is from RefSeq and is a predicted model, not a curated record. Lineage: Eukaryota; Metazoa; Arthropoda; Insecta; Diptera; Psychodidae. The transcript has 3 exons.